CACCGCCCCGAUGCUUGUUUGUUUUAAGUGUGGAACGAUCCAUCGCGCAGCGCCGGCUCGAUUGACGCUGUCUGCUGAUCUGCUGCUGCGGAUUGCUCAGAAUAACAAGGCUGCUCGCUAAUUCCCGUCUAUCGGGGCUUUUCGGCGAGACACCGAGGAGAGAGAAAAAAAAAGAAAAGAAAAGAGAAAACCCUCAACAGGGCAGGCAAGAAAGCCGCGCCGCCGUUGUCCGCACCCCAGAAUGGCUUCAGGAGACCUUUACGAGGUGGAGCGGAUUGUGGACAAGAGGCGGAACAAGAAGGGUAAGUGGGAGUACCUGAUAAGAUGGAAAGGUUAUGGAAGUAAAGAGGACACAUGGGAACCAGAGCAUCACCUGCUGCACUGUGAGGAAUUCAUUGACCGGUUCAACAGCUCAAGACGGCAUUCACACAAACUACCCAAAGUCCAAAAACAUCACGGGGAGCCCCUCAUUGCUAACCAACCCUCUGUAACAGAAAACUCUAGGGCUCAGCCCGAGGCCCGGAAAAAGAAAAGGACUAGUGGCCCGCCUGUUGGGGUGAGAGUAGGAUCUGUUCUGGGGAUUGGAGGAUCAGCACAAACACAGAAACAGAAGAAAGUAGUUGUUGGAGUUGGGAAACAUGUUUUUGGGGACAGAAUGAACAAAGCUGUGACAUAUAAGGCUCAUUCAGCAAGUGGACCCCACUUUGUUCCCCCAUUGAGGGUUCCUCAAAAUGGACUCCAGAACGGAGAAAAGGAACCUCUUAUUUACAGUGCAGAAGCGAGGUCACACAGACUGCCUUCAGACAGGGUGGAUACAGAACUAGGACAAAAAGACACCACUGGACCACAAUUCACCCCUGAACUAGGUUCCCCUCUARCCAAUGGAAAGAUGCAUCUUCACAGCUCAGUAAAGAGGAAACUGGCUGAGGAGAAGGGCUACGUGUUUGACAAGCGGCUCAGGUACAACGUGCGACAGAACGAGAGCAACUGUCGAUUCAGAGACAUCGUGGUCCGAAAGGAAGAGGGCUUUACGCACGUCCUGCUCUCCAGCCAAACCACAGACAACAACGCUCUUACACCAGAGAUCAUGAAGGAAGUUUGUCGAGCUUUGGGUAAYGCAGCUGCUGAUGAUAGCAAGUUGUUACUGCUCAGUUCUGUGGGGACUGUUUUCUGCAGUGGUCUGGAGCCAUCCUACCUGAUAGGCCGUCUGAGCACUGACCGCAGGAAAGAGAGCAGCCGCAUCGCGGAUGCUGUACGGGACUUUGUGUUGGCAUUUAUCCACUUUAAGAAACCCAUUGUGGUGGCAAUAAAUGGGCCGGCUCUGGGUUUGGGGGCUUCAAUCCUCCCUCUGUGUGAUGUCGUGUGGGCAAGUGAGCGGGCCUGGUUCCAAACGCCAUGUGCAGCCCUCCACCUCACCCCCUCUGGAUGCUCCUCUUACACCUUCCCACAGAUUCUGGGGGUAGCUCUGGCCAAUGAAAUGCUGUUCUGUGGAAGAAAACUAACAGCGCAGGAAGCGUGCAGUCGAGGCUUAGUGUCACAGGUCUUCUGGCCAACUACAUUUAACCAAGAGGUGAUGCUGCGGGUGAAGGAAAUGGCAUCCUGYAGUGCAGUGGUUUUAGAGGAGUCCAAAUGCUUAGUGAGGAGCAUCCUCAUACCAGUUCUAGAAGAAGUGAAUCAGAAGGAGUGUCAGAUGCUGAAGCAGCUGUGGUGUUCAACCAAAGGACUGGAGGCACUCUUUAGUUAUUUGCAGAAUAARACCCAUGAAAAGUAAUAAUUCACACCCAGGAGGGUGAAAGAUCAUCUGAGGCUUCCUGCAGAAGGACGUCCAGAAUGACGAUGCUGUGAUUUCACUGAGGCUUCUGUUUUCACCCAUAAGUCAGGAUGAUUUUCUGUAGUUCUGUUUGCUUACAUCUCUAAACAAACAAAAAAAGGGGUAUUUACCAACAUUUUUUGUAACAAAGCAUUUUAUUGGAUCCUAUCUGUCCUAUUGUCUAUUUUCUGUAGUUAAGGAGCAAAGAGCCACAAAGAGGGACGGGGUGGUUCUGCACUAUGAAAUAUUCUAUCUGACUGCACAUAAUAGAAUCAUAAUAUAUAUUAAUAUAUACAUAUUUAWUUUAAGGUUAGAAAUGCAUUAUUUUCUGUGGAUGAGAUUCAUUGUUAUUUUGCUCAUUUAUGGUUUUGAGUUACAGUUUAAACCAAACUGUUUUGUGAAGUCUGUUUUCUGCUCUUUGAUGUGCACAUUCACUCCUCUGUCUAAACUAAACAAAAAAACCAUAUGACUGUAAAAGAACUCAGUACAAUCAAAUUCAAAUUACCUUAAAGGGGACAUAUCAUGCAACAUCCACUUCUUUAGCUGUUAAAUACAUUUUGUCGUGUACUUAAGAGUCUAGGAGUGUAGAAAAGUUUUAUUUAGUCUCUUCCAGUGCUGAGUAGAAAUCUUUUAUUGAGUCCUAUUUUUCAACCCACUCAGUUUUCUCUGAUGUUUUCCUAACUAUUAUGUCACAGGAUUUGUGAUGGAACUGUCAAAUAAGGUCUAGACUUACCAACUACAUUUGUCAUUUUCAUUCUCCUCUAGCUUUGGGUCAGACUCUGACUCCUUCAUGUAAGGCUUGAUGGACAAAUGUUCUGACAUCUUUUAAUUAAUUAAUUAAUGACUACAAUUUCAUUGUCUUCAUUCUCCUCUGGCUCUGGCUCCAACAUGUAAGGCUGGAUAGGCAAGUCUUCCGUUGUUGACAUUUUUAAUAAAUAUGUAAAUAAAGUUUCCACGCCAUUAGAUAGUCGUAUUUCUGCUAUGAAACUACAGUAAUCUGCYCUGAAAGCUGAGUGGGGUGUCUCGUUUGGAUUUAAAGAGUGAACUUCACAAGUUGAUCUGAGAUGCACCUCAGAAAAUGGGUGAAAGAGGGGAUUGUGGAGYUACAAUACAGAGGAAUUUAGAUCAAAAUGUUGCAGUUCCACUUUAUAAAGACCCCAACUGAAUGAUUUAAACGUGAAAAAGAAGGAUUUAAAAGCAGGAUAUGUCUCCUUUAAAGAAAAUACAAAUUUUAUUUUGUGCUCUGAAUGUAUUACACGGGUUUAUUUCUUUGUGACUUUAUUAUAGUUAUAAACACCAAACUUCUACCAUUGUAUGAAAUUGAAUCAAGAAUAAAGCCAUCUGAGGAUUUUUAUUAAAACCAAGAAAAGCCGUUCACAUAAUGUGAAGGUUUAACUGUGUCUUUUUUUUUUUUGUUUUGUUUUUUGUUUUUCAUCUGCAACAAAACAGGUUUUUUUUUAAAUAAUACUCCAUUUUUUUAUGGAAACACAAAGUCUUAAGUAAAAGCUGGUUUUAAAUAUCAAAGGGAAAAAAAUGUAUUUACCUACAUUACAAAAAAUGCUUCUCUCCGAGCUGUAAUGGUCCAUUAGUGUUACUUUGCUGUUAUCAGUGAAGAAGGUCCCUGUGUGAAUUGUGUUUACUUGAAGAAAGUAAAUCAAAAUAUUUUGUUGCUUGGCUUUUAUUAUGUUGUGAUAUUUGGAGGUUUGUAAAUAAGAUUCAUUAAUAUUAGAAUAGCCUCAAAUGUCAGGAAAAAAAGUGGAAAAAUAAAUAUAAUAUGUCCCUCAAGUCAAACUUUAUAUUUUUGCAUGUGAUGAUUCAAGAUUUCAGGAAGUUGUAUAUUUUGCAAUGUGUAUUAUAUGUAGGGAUUUAUUUUGUUUUACCAAAGUGUACAUGUAUGUAGGUCCACUUUUUGUAACUAAUUGCAUGUAACAUAAUGUAAAAAAAAGUGUUGCCCGUCUGAAUACCUUGCGUUUUAGGGUUGUAAGUAUACUGGCAGAAAUGUUGCGGUUUAUUUUUGUAUUUAUUUAAUUUAUUUUAGCUAAUAGUUCAGUGUCAUAUGGCUUUCUUUGGCUUCAGAAGCUCUGCUUUCUACUAGUCAUUUUUUUAAUCCCCACUGAAAGAUGUUUGGAUGGAUACAAUCAGUCAAGAAAGAAAAAAUAUAUAAUAUAAACAGUUCAUGUUUGAAUGUUUACUCUUUAUGUCACAAUUUCAUUGUGAUUUAUCAAAGGCAUGUUGAAUAUUUAUCAUCUGUUAUGUUUUAUUAAGCUUUAGAGGUUUGAAAAUGUGGAUAAAUUUGUUUAAUUUUAAAGAUGAAAAUUUAUUUUUCGCUCUGUGCUACUUAAUGGUCAGAUUUUUUUUUUCUCUUUUUGUUGACUGCAGGGUACGAUUAAUGGUUUCAUUGAGCUUUUAUAGGUAUUGCUAUACCAAGCUAAACAACAAAACAACAAAACAGUAAAUUUAUAUUUUUAAUCAAACUUGAAAAUCAAUUUCAGAACAGAGUUUCAUUUCACAAAAUCUAAAUGGUCAUUCUGAUUAGGGAAUGAAUUCACACUUGAUAAUUUUAAGAUGUUUAGAAUUGUAUCUUAUUUGUCAGGGAAAUGUCUUCCUGUUCACUUUAGUUGUAAAAUUUUACAUGGGAUAGAAAUGUAAUGCUUUUAUUUAUUUAUUUUUAGUAUUUGUCCUUCCCAAAUCUUAAUUCCCAUGAUUUUGGCAUGCAUGUCUUGAUGAYACACCUUCAAAUAUAUCAGUUCUUAUUAUUUAUUUUUAAUCAAAGUUCCUUGAAAAAUGUUUCUAUGUCUACUUUUAAAUUGUCUUAUUGGCUUUAUGUGUAUUUCAUCUCUGUUUCUUUUCACCCAAUAUUGUCUAAAAGCACACCUUGAUGUGCCUUCAAAAUAUCUGUCAAAAACUAAUCCAUGCAUUGUGAUGGUUAGAGUGAGCUGCUGAAAUAAA
Molecule: messenger RNA, 4759 nt
Organism: Austrofundulus limnaeus
Lineage: Eukaryota; Metazoa; Chordata; Actinopteri; Cyprinodontiformes; Rivulidae
Product: chromodomain Y like 2
Exons: 7
Coding region: 242-1771 (509 amino acids)
Cellular component (GO): nucleus
Molecular function (GO): transcription corepressor activity
Source: RefSeq, a predicted model, not a curated record